Messenger RNA from Chara braunii, 3875 nucleotides. The record is from the annotation of a GenBank genome assembly. NCBI's taxonomy places the organism in Eukaryota, Viridiplantae, Streptophyta, Charophyceae, Charales, Characeae.
CUCUAUUACAUCUUCAGAAUCCUCCUAUUGCACCUCAGCGCCUCACUUCUGCUCGUUGCACCUCUCAGGGGCGCACUUGCAACGGGCGAGCGCGGUGCCCUUUCUCGCGCCAAGCAGUCGUGGAUUUCGUGGGAACGAAGAGGAGGAAAAGGUCUCCAGAGAUAGGAAGGAAGGGGGUACGUGAAGGACUUCCGUUGCUUGGUGGGCUGUCGUAGCCAUGGCGGCCAAAGGUGAAGGACCAGCAAUUGGAAUCGACUUGGGGACGACGUACAGCUGUGUCGGCGUCUGGCAGCAUGACCGUGUGGAGAUCAUUGCCAAUGAUCAGGGUAACAGGACCACGCCGUCCUACGUGGCGUUCACGGAUACGGAGCGGCUGAUCGGUGAUGCGGCUAAGAAUCAAGUGGCAAUGAACCCGACGAAUACUAUCUUCGACGCAAAGCGACUGAUUGGGAGAAAGUUCAACGACAACUCCGUGCAGAGUGACAUUAAGCUCUGGCCUUUCGAGGUCAUCGAUGGUCCGGGCGGGAAGCCUCUCAUUGGUGUAUCGUACAUGGGGGAGAAGAAGCAGUUCGCCGCAGAGGAGGUGUCCUCUAUGGUGCUGACGAAGAUGAAGGAGAUUGCGGAGGCGUUUCUCGGUGUGACACUGAAGAACGCCGUUAUCACGGUUCCGGCAUACUUCAACGACUCGCAGAGGCAGGCGACGAAGGACGCCGGUGUUAUCUCCGGUCUGAACGUGAUGAGAAUCAUCAAUGAGCCGACGGCGGCUGCCAUCGCCUACGGUCUUGACAAGAAGGCGAGCAGCGUCGGCGAGAAGAACGUCAUGAUCUUCGACCUCGGAGGCGGCACUUUCGAUGUCUCGCUGCUGACCAUUGAGGAAGGCAUCUUCGAGGUGAAGGCGACGGCCGGAGAUACGCAUCUUGGCGGUGAAGACUUCGACAGCCGGAUGGUGCACCACUUCGUUCAGGAGUUCAAGAGGAAGCACAAGAAGGAUAUUAGUGGGAGCGCUAGGGCGUUGAGGAGACUGAGGACCGCCUGCGAGCGUGCCAAGAGAACUCUCUCUUCCACCGCGCAAACGACUAUUGAAAUCGACUCUCUCUUCGAGGGUAUCGAUUUCUACUCCACCAUCACAAGAGCGCGUUUCGAAGAGCUGAACAUGGACUUGUUCCGGAAGUGCAUGGAACCCGUGGAGAAGUGCCUGCGGGACGCGAAGAUGGACAAGCAGUCAGUGCAUGAGGUGGUGUUGGUCGGCGGCUCCACUCGUAUUCCCAAGGUCCAGCAGCUUCUCCAGGACUUCUUCAACGGUAAGGAGCUGUGCAAGAGCAUCAACCCUGACGAGGCCAUUGCCUAUGGCGCUGCUGUGCAGGCUGCCAUUUUGAGCGGUGAAGGUAACGAGAAGGUACAGGACUUGCUUCUGCUCGAUGUCACGCCUCUCAGUCUCGGUCUGGAGACGGCAGGCGGUGUCAUGACUGUUCUGAUUCCGAGGAACACGACAAUCCCCACGAAGAAGGAGCAGGUGUUCUCCACUUACUCCGACAACCAGCCAGGCGUGCUCAUUCAAGUGUACGAGGGUGAGCGAUCCCGUACCCGGGACAACAACCUGCUUGGCAAAUUUGAGUUGUCGGGUAUUCCGCCGGCGCCGAGAGGCGUUCCUCAGAUCACCGUGUGCUUUGAUAUCGACGCGAACGGAAUCUUGAACGUUUCUGCGGAAGACAAGACGACUGGCAGCAAGAACAAGAUCACGAUUACCAAUGACAAAGGUCGUCUGUCGAAGGAGGAGAUCGAGAAGAUGGUUCAAGAUGCGGAGAAGUACAAGGCGGCGGACGAGGAGCACAAGAAAAAGGUGGAGUCGAAGAACAGCUUGGAAAACUACGCGUACAACAUGCGGAACACCAUUAGGGACGAGAAGAUUGCGUCCAAGUUGGAUGCUGCCGAUAAGGAGACGAUCGAGAAGGCGGUGGAGUCGGCUGUGGAGUGGCUGGACCACAACCAGCUGGCAGAGGCAGAUGAGUUCGAAGACAAGAUGAAGGAGCUGGAGAGUGUCUGCAACCCAAUCAUUGCGAGGAUGUACGGAGCCGGAGGUGGAGCGGGGGGCCCUGACAUGCCAGGAGGUUUCGGCGGCAGGGAUGAGCCGCCGAGCUCUGCCGGUGGCCCCGGGCCCAAAAUUGAGGAGGUCGAUUAAGCUUGUUGGGAAAGGGUAGUGAUAGUAGUAAUAGCUGAUUCGGUGGCGUUUUUUGUGCUCUGGAGAUUGGCUUUAGGGCGCGCGUCUUUUCGCCACCAUAGAAUUAAGUGUUCUAUGCGAAUUGCUUGUCUCCUCUCCUUGAGCGGUUUGUGUGGUUCUUGUGGUUGUUGAGACGGUUAGCAAUAGUUCCGGCGUUAGUGGGUGGAUUGAGAUUUUUUGUUUCGAGGCACUGCGCGUAGGUUUCCUACUUCCCUUCUGAUGGCGGUGAUGGAUUUGAUUGAUAUGACAUUAUGAUGAUGACAUCGUCUGUGGUUGUUUAGUUUUAGUAAUUUGGGCGCUCUAUUUUGCCUUUCGCUUAUCCUGCGUUGUUGUGAAUUGCUAUCUUCCGUCCGUAGUUGAGUGCUGUUCAAGGCAUUCUACCGGCGGUUGUAUGAUCUUAAUGAUGACAAGGUUAGGCUUGUGGGCUUUUGGUGCGCAUUCUUUUGCGCGUUUCUUUUCCGUUCUGUUUAGCAUUGCGUUCCUGGCUGAUGGUGUAGUUCAAAGGCUUUUGUCCGUUGGUUUAAGUUCUUAUGAAUGAUUGAGAUCUGUUGGAAUCAUCUGCACGACACAUUUCCCUCGCGUGAUUGAUGGUGUUGGUCUGUCUGUUUUUUCGAGGCGUGAACUUGGGAUUUGUUCAUGAUGUUGCAAUUUUUCAGAAUCAUAUUUUCGUUUACAGAUUCUCCAUGUUGUAAGUGCUGGUUAGGUCUGUGGUUCUUGGUACUUGGUUCUCGUCUCUGCUAGGAGAGUAGGUUAGGUCUCUGUUUCUCUGUACUUGCUAGUUGCUCUGCUAUUUCGAUUCGUCGGGACCCUGUUUGUAGGUUUCUUAUGGCACUGUGGUGGGAGGAAUUGAGGCGGUUCUGUCGACGUGAUAGAUGCUAUUGACUCGGGGCUUGUGCCUUCUGUGUGCUGUAUCGAACGCAGUGGCAAUUUAAGAGUUUCUCGUAGUCUUGUCGAGUGCUGUUUUAGGUUAUGGAUCCACUGGACUGGGUACUUGUGCUGUUGUCGAGAUGGAUGUGUCGGCCCACAGUUUGUGCGUCUAUUCUCGCACUGUGCGGAGUAACUGUUCCCGUAGUUUGAUAUCUUGUAGGGUUCGGGAGUUCUGAUUGGGUACUUCACUUCUGCUUUCGAGUGCUCUUUACGUAUGAGAUUCUCGGGGCCGCUUCUGAUAUUGCGAUGUUUCGGCUCCAGGUUCGUUCGUUUCUACUGGUACUUGGGGGAGGAAAUAUCUCUCGGUGUUAGUUGAGUUCUUCGCGGCCAGUCGCAUCGAUGUUUGGCUCUCAGGUUUUUUCUUGCAGGCAUCCGGAGUGCUGAUGUGGGAUCGGUUUCUUUCAGUGAUCUCGUUGAAUUUGAAUAUGCGAGGACGAGGUUAAUACUUCGUGAGAGUAUGCCUGCAAGUUUGCGACUUCAAUGGCUUGGUCAGGUUUCUGUUCUGCAGUAGGCUACGGCCAGUGUCAUUGUCGAUGUGGCUGGCUGUUUCUUGCUGAACUUUUGGCUGAAUAUGAGGGCGUUGCUCCAUUGUGAAGGCGGUUUAUGGUCUCUACUAUGAAUAAAACAUUUGCACUGCCAUCGUUAGAGGGGCAAUUUGCUGGCCGUCUUUGGCUUGAGUUACGGGAUGUAUGUUACUCGUCUCAUUUGUUGAAUUGUCAGUAAUUUGUCG